AUAUCUAAAGUCCUGUUAGGCGGGAGGUUGAGUUGAGGUACAUGGUAUUGGCUUAAACUGAAAUUAUACCUUCUAAAUGUCUACUUUCCGAAGAAUAGGCAAAAAGCUUGUUAUGGUUGGAGCACUAUCUGGUGUUGGUGCUGUAUUCCUUCUUGAAGUUAUCCCCAAAGUGAACGAGGCCAGAAGGAUGAAGGCCCUACAAUCAAAACCUAAGCCUUCAAAAGAAGAAAUUGAACGCUUUGAAAGGCCUUUACCAACACGUGAUGAACAGUUGAAGCGUAUGGCUUCAGGUGAAACUUUCGACGUUUUAAUAAUUGGUGGGGGAGCAACUGGUUCUGGUAUCGCAGUCGAUGCUGCAUCUAGAGGUUUAUCAACUUGUCUUGUUGAAAGACUGGAUUUCGCUUCGGGUACAUCUUCGCGUUCAACCAAACUUAUUCACGGUGGUGUUCGAUAUUUGCAAAAGGCUAUAUUCAAUUUCGAUAUUGAACAAUUUCGUAUGGUUAAUGAAGCACUCAGUGAACGGUCUAAUUUAAUUGAUAUAGCCCCACAUUUAGCCUAUCCAUUACCAAUUAUGCUACCAAUUUACAAAUGGUGGCAACUUCCAUAUUACUGGGCUGGCAUUAAAAUGUAUGACUUAAUAUCUGGUUCUCAAAUAUUGAAGGCUAGUUAUUACUUGAGUAAAUCACAGGCAUUAGAACGGUUUCCUCUAUUGAAACGUGACAAACUAGUCGGUGGAUUAGUGUAUUAUGAUGGUCAACAAGAAGAUGCUCGUAUGUGUUUGAGUCUGGCUAUAACAGCAGCUCGUUACAAUGCUGCAAUAGCUAAUUAUGUUGAAGCUGUUGAGCUUAUUAAACAAUCACCUCAAACAAAAUCAAUUUCUCUGAAAUCAACAUUAGACAAUGCUCCUGAACCAAUGCCUAUAGUAACUGGUGCACGUGUUAAAGAUCGUUUAACUGGUAAAGAGUUUACUAUUAAUGCUCGUUGUGUCAUAAAUGCUACUGGACCAUUUACCGACAAUAUACGACAUAUGGAUAAUAAAGAACAGCCUACUAUUUGUCAGCCAAGUUCGGGAGUUCACAUUAUUCUUCCUGGCUAUUAUAGUCCUUCAAAAAUGGGUCUGCUUGAUCCAGCUACACGUGAUGGUCGUGUUAUUUUCUUUUUACCUUGGAUGAAUUUUGCACUGGCGGGUACAACGGAUUCUGAAUGCGCUGUUACUGAUCAACCUUCACCAUCUGAAGCUGAAGUGAAUUUUAUCCUAGAAGAAAUUAGCAAUUAUCUUUCAUCAGAAAUACAAGUUCGUCGUGGUGAUGUCCUUUCAGCUUGGGCAGGUAUUCGGCCACUUGUUCGAGACCCGAACUCAUCUAACACCCAAUCAAUUGCACGUAAUCAUAUUAUAGACGUUUCACCUUCUAAACUGAUUACAAUUGCUGGAGGUAAAUGGACAACCUACAGGAAUAUGGCGGAAGAGACUGUAGAUAGAGCUAUUGAGGUAUGUGGUCUAAAGCCAAAAAAUCAUUGUCGUACGAAAGGUCUUCUCUUAGAAGGUGCUCAUGGUUGGUCACCAAAUUUAUUUAUACAAAUUGUUCAAGAAUACGGAAUGGAUGUUGAUGUAGCUCGUCAUUUAACUAGUAUUUAUGGUGAUAAAGCUAUCACUAUUGCAAAUAUGUCAAAAAUGACUGGUUUUAGAUGGCCAAUAUUGGGUAAAAAACUGCAUCCUGAAUUCCCUUUUAUUGAAGCUGAAGUAGAAUAUGCUUGUCGUGAGUAUGCUUGUCAUGUCGUUGAUUUUCUUGCACGUCGUACGCGUCUAGCAUUUUUAAAUGUACAAGCAGCUCAAGAGGCUCUACCGAAAAUUGUUGAUUUAAUGGGAGAACAUUUAAAAUGGAGUAAUGAAAGGAAGAAACAGGAAAUGAAAUUAGCAGAGGACUUCUUAAAGUCAGAAAUGGGUCUUAAUCUACGUGUAAUGGAAAGUGUUCGCACUAAUUUGACAAUUGAUGAAAUUGAUGAUCUUCUGCAUAGUUUCCGUAAACUUGAUCAUGAUACUAAAGGCUAUGUUUCAUUGAGUGAUUUACGUAAAUUUUGUAUAGAAUCGGGUGAAAAUAUCAGUGAAGAAAUUCUUCAGUCUACACUGAACACAAUGGAUGUCAAUAAAAAUGGACAAGUUGACAUGGCAGAAUUUUUACAUGUAUGUCCACUUUUUGCUUUUAUUGACUUAUUAGCCUGUUUUUCCAUACUGUUGUUCAAAGGAAUCUAGUUUUACUUAUGUUUUUCAUCGGUAGUUAUUGAUCGGUUUUUUAGGUUUAAGGAUUUCAUUGAUAAUUGUUUGUGAUUUUGUUGUUUAUGCUGAUGAAAUCGUUCCGCGUUUCUAGUGCAGAGAAUCCAACAGUAUUGCUGGGCUAAAGUUUCCACUUUCAUAAUGUAAAAAUAAGUUUUUGCAUUCGAAAGUUAUCUAGACGAGCACGUUUAGUUACUAUUCUGUCAGCUUUGUUUUAUGGAUUUGUGAUAUCCGAUCAAGUAUUUUCUUAUGUUUUUGAUGGGUCACAAAAUGUGCUGUUUGAUGCUGGAAGUCAAUCAACAGGAAGUCCUGAACCUGGGCUUUACGCUUUUCGGUACUCAUUAUGAAGGCAUAUCUGCAUCCACCAACUAGCAGUGAAGCGUCAUGACAUACCUUCGCUCAUAUCAAUGCAUCCGGACAACUGGGAACUUGAAUUUGACUGGGAGAAUGUGGAAAUCCUAGAUCGAGGAAAUACAAAGAAUGUCGGAGAAUUUUUAGAACCUUGGUAUUCAGGUCAGUCAGUGAUCAACAGACAUAUUGACAUUGACUCAAUCUAUCAACCAACAAGAAACAACAAGUAGGUCCAAGUUUACGUCAGCGGGAAAAUUAAUUGAAAUGAGUAUGGAGACAGUGACAAAACUUUGGCAGAAACAAUCAAUCACACAAAGGGUCAUCAGGACAAGCUACUAAACCAGUUGUGGAGAAAACCGCAUAGCUCACUCUUUUUUGAAGUUUGUGCUGAUAGUUAUGGUGUCUAGAAUGACAAUGUGUAGUUCGCAGUUAAACCACCUAGCUCAGAAAAAACAAAACCAUCAAAAGUGUCUGCAACCAAGAACAAACUAAUAUUCCGUCUAUGAUUCGAACCUGUUUCGCUCAGUAUCGUAGAAAGAAACUUUGCAUAUGAAAAAUUAAGGUUACAACUGACUACCCAUGGAACUAGGUUGUGUACAUGAACCGGUCACUAAAUGGUGUCGAUCAGGUUUACAACUGCUUAACAGUUUUAUCAUAUAUGAGCCAUGCUUCGUGAUAUGUACGAUGAGAUAGCUACAUUAACUUUUCCCACUAACCAUAUGUCAAAACGGAUAAAAUUGUUGUCUCCCAAACUUGUUCUUUGUGAGAAAGUUGCUGUAUUCAAGUCACAAAGUGUGAAUUACGUUUUAUGGUUCAUUGAAAGAUAAGCGUCUAGAUGGUGUCAACUAGUCCAUAAAAUGAUCAGGUGUUCUUAGGUUUCAGUGUGACUUUGGACUUUGGUAAAGUAUUUUGCUUAAACCAGCUACACUGUCAUCAUCACAACAGGACUUUAAUCCUUCGGUCGCUUUGAAACAACUGUCUCCAACUCCAUUACCUCAGUCAAAUAUUUUGUUUAGGUUACUAUUAACUGUCAUUUGUAAAGGCUUUGAAGGCGAUACUCAUGAACCUUUUAUGACUUCCUCAACGUCAGGAAGUCAGUGUCCAUUUUAGGUUACUUUUGGAUUAUUGAUUGCUAAAGGAGGGUAGAAUACCAAUUUAGCUACUUCUAAAAGCUUGUUCACGGUAGAAUCCAUUCCUUAAAUCGUCUUAGGUGAAAUCAGUAGAUAAACUUGGAGAGGACUUCAAUGUUAAACAUUUCUAUCCCCGGUUGGUCUGAUCGGUGUGAUGAUGACAAGAAAGUAUGAACAAUGUCAGAUGUAAACAUAACUCUCACGCUAUAAUCGAAGACUUAGCCAGUCAUAAGAAGGGAAGAAGGUAAAAAAAAGUAAAGAAAUAUAAUAUAACGAUUAGAAUGAAGAUAUUGUGUGGACACAUCUUACAACGGAGAUCGAAUCAAAGCGACAACAUCUGGAGUCUCCAACUAUCGGUUUCAUCUGUCAUACGGAACGCAAACGAGAAGUCUACACCUCUUCACACGGCUCAGAUCAACAAUCAAAGUCUUCAUAAACUGUUGUCACAUUCUAAUCUGGUUAUCGUUGAGCUCUUUUAAACUUCGUUGUACUUCAGCUAAAAUGAAACAUCAGAGUGGAUGUUAACUGGGCAUAUGUAACACAUUUAGCAACCACUUUGGUAGAUGAAGGUUGGUGGAUUUCAUCAGUCAACUUACUUGCUUUGCUUGGAAGUAGGCGCCUAAACUCUCUAUUACUAACAUGACACGCAAGCUAUGCUACAGAGACAAUAGUAGUCAGUUAUCUGGAGCUUUCUUUUGUCGUCCAACUUUAAUGCUCAUGUUUAUCUAGAUAGCCAUUUAACUCGAUAGAACGAACUAUUAGAUGGUACACUCGAUCCUUUGUAGAAUAUUAGAUAUCUCCCGAGUACCAUAG
This is a messenger RNA of Heterobilharzia americana, 4566 nucleotides long. NCBI's taxonomy places the organism in Eukaryota, Metazoa, Platyhelminthes, Trematoda, Strigeidida, Schistosomatidae. The record is from the annotation of a GenBank genome assembly.